Alexandromys fortis (reed vole) is the source of this 11654-nucleotide messenger RNA. RefSeq names its product ubiquitin specific peptidase 34 (gene Usp34). The record is from RefSeq and is a predicted model, not a curated record. The transcript has 80 exons. Gene Ontology annotation, biological process: protein deubiquitination. Gene Ontology annotation, cellular component: nucleus; cytosol. NCBI's taxonomy places the organism in Eukaryota, Metazoa, Chordata, Mammalia, Rodentia, Cricetidae. Gene Ontology annotation, molecular function: cysteine-type deubiquitinase activity.
AGGCCGGCCCCCUCCCCUGCUUCUGUCCCCUCCCCCCCCGCCGGUCGGGAUCAGUCAGCGCGAUCCUCAGCGGGGGAGGGGGGGGCGGCGGCCGAACGAUGUGCGAGAACUGCGCAGACCUGGUGGAGGUGUUAAAUGAAAUAUCAGAUAUAGAAGGUGGUGAUGGACUGCAGCUCAGAAAGGAACAUACUCUCAAAAUAUUUGCUUAUAUCAAUUCCUGGACUCAGAGGCAAUGUCUGUGCUGCUUCAAGGAAUAUAAGCAUUUGGAGAUUUUUAACCAAGUAGUGUGUGCACUUAUUAACCUAGUGAUUGCCCAAGUUCAAGUGCUCCGGGACCAGCUUUGUAAACAUUGUGCUACCAUUAACAUAGAUUCCACGUGGCAAGAUGAGAGUAAUCAAGCGGAAGAACCACUAAAUAUAGAUAGAGAAUGUAAUGAAGGAAAUGCAGAAAGACAAAAAUCAAUAGAAAAAAAAUCAAACUCUACAAGAAUAUGUAAUCUGACUGAGGAAGAAUCUUCAAAGAAUUCUGAUCCUUUUAGUUUAUGGAGUACAGAGGAGAAGGAAAAACUAUUACUGUGUGUAGCAAAAAUUUUUCAAAUCCAGUUUCCCUUAUAUACUGCUUACAAGCAUAAUACUCAUCCUACUAUAGAGGAUAUAUCGACGCAAGAAAGUAACAUAUUAGGGGCAUUCUGUGAUAUGAAUGAUGUAGAAGUUCCCUUGCAUUUGCUUCGUUAUGUCUGUCUAUUUUGUGGAAAAAAUGGCCUUUCUCUCAUGAAGGAUUGCUUUGAAUAUGGAACUCCUGAAACAUUGCCGUUUCUUAUAGCACAUGCAUUUAUUACAGUUGUUUCUAAUAUUAGGAUAUGGCUCCAUAUCCCUGCUGUCAUGCAACAUAUUAUACCAUUUAGAACUUAUGUUAUCAGAUAUUUAUGCAAGCUCUCUGAUCAGGAGUUACGACAGAGUGCAGCUCGUAACAUGGCUGACUUAAUGUGGAGUACAGUGAAAGAACCAUUGGAUACAACACUAUGCUUUGAUAAAGAAAGCCUUGAUCUUGCAUUUAAGUACUUUAUGUCACCAACUUUGACCAUGAGGUUGGCUGGAUUGAGUCAGAUAACAAAUCAGCUUCAUACUUUCAACGAUGUGUGCAAUAAUGAAUCAUUGGUAUCAGACACAGAAACGUCUAUUGCAAAAGAACUUGCUGACUGGCUUAUUAGCAACAAUGUAGUGGAACAUAUAUUUGGACCAAAUUUACAUAUUGAGAUUAUUAAGCAGUGCCAAGUGAUUUUGAAUUUCUUGGCAGCAGAAGGACGACUGAGUACUCAGCAUAUUGACUGCAUUUGGGCUGCAGCACAGCUCAAACACUGUAGUCGAUAUAUUCAUGACUUAUUCCCUUCACUCAUCAAGAAUCUGGAUCCUGUGCCACUUAGACAUUUACUUAAUCUGGUCUCAGCUCUUGAGCCAAGUGUUCAUACUGAACAGACACUGUACUUGGCAUCCAUGUUAAUUAAAGCUUUGUGGAAUAAUGCACUUGCCGCUAAGGCCCAACUAUCUAAACAGAGUUCUUUUGCAUCUUUAUUAAACACUAAUAUGCCCAUUGGAAAUAAAAAAGAGGAAGAAGAGCUGAGAAGAGCAGCUCCUUCACCUUGGUCUCCUGCAGCAAGUCCUCAAAGUAGUGACAACAGUGAUACACAUCAGAGUGGAGCCAGUGACAUUGAAAUGGAUGAGCAGCUUAUUAAUAGAACCAAGCAUGUGCAGCAACGACUUUCUGACACCGAGGAAUCCAUGCAAGGAAGUUCUGACGAAACUGCUAACAGUGGUGAAGAUGGAAGCAGUGGCCCUGGUAGCAGUAGUGGACAUAGUGAUGGAUCUAGUAAUGGAGUCAACUCAAGCCAUGCGAGCCAGUCAGCUGGUAGUCCGGGAAGUGAGGUGCAAUCAGAAGACAUUGCAGACAUUGAAGCCCUUAAAGAAGAAGAGGAAGAUGAUGAUCAUGGUCACAAUCCUCCCAAAAACAGUUGUGGUACAGAACUUCGAAACAGAAAGUUAGAAAGUCAAGCAGCCAUUUGCUUGGGGGAAUCCCAAGGCACAUCUGAAAGAAAUGGGACAAGCAGUGGAACAGGAAAGGACCUGGUUUUUAAUACUGAGUCAUUGCCACCUGUAGAUAAUCGAAUACGAAUGCUAGAUGCCUGUGCUCACUCUGAAGACCCAGAACAUGACAUUUCAGCGGAAAUGAGUUCUGCACACAUAGCACAAGGUUCUCAGGAGUCUUGUAUCACACGAAGCGGGGACUUCCUUGGGGAGACUAUUGGGAAUGAAUUGUUUAAUUGUCGGCAGUUUAUUGGUCCACAGCACCAUCACCACCACCACCAUCACCACCACCAUCACCACCACCACCACCACCACCACCAUCAUGAUGGACAUAUGGUUGAUGAUAUGCUAAGUGCAGAUGAUGUCAGUUGCAGUAGCUCGCAGGUCAGUGCAAAGUCAGAAAAAAAUAUGGCUGAUUUUGAUGGUGAAGAAUCUGGAUGUGAAGAGGAACUAGUUCAGAUCAAUUCACAUGCAGAACUAACAUCUCAUCUUCAACAACAUCUUCCCAAUUUAGCAUCUAUUUACCACGAACAUCUUAGUCAAGGACCUGCAGUUCAUAAGCAUCAGUUCAAUAGUAAUGCUGUGACAGACAUUAAUUUAGAUAAUGUCUGCAAGAAAGGAAACACUUUAUUAUGGGACAUAGUGCAAGAUGAUGAUGCAGUUAAUCUUUCUGAAGGAUUAAUAAAUGAAGCAGAGAAACUUCUCUGUUCGUUGGUUUGUUGGUUUACGGAUAGACAGAUUCGAAUGAGAUUCAUUGAAGGCUGCCUUGAAAACUUAGGGAACAACAGAUCAGUAGUGAUUUCACUUCGUCUUCUUCCAAAACUGUUUGGUACUUUUCAACAGUUUGGUAGCAGUUAUGAUACACAUUGGAUUACAAUGUGGGCAGAAAAAGAACUGAACAUGAUGAAGCUUUUCUUUGACAAUCUGGUGUAUUACAUUCAAGGUCUCAGAGAGGGAAGACAGAAGCAUGCAUUGUACAGCCAUAGUGCCGAAGUUCAAGUUCGACUUCAAUUCCUAACUUGUGUGUUUUCAACUCUGGGAUCACCUGAUCAUUUCAGGUUAAGUUUAGAGCAAGUCGACAUUUUAUGGCAUUGUUUAGUAGAAGAUUCUGAGUGCUAUGAUGAUGCACUUCACUGGUUUUUAAAUCAAGUUCGAAGUAAAGAUCAACAUGCAAUGGGAAUGGAAACCUACAAACAUCUUUUCCUGGAGAAGAUGCCCCAGCUAAAACCUGAAACAAUUAGCAUGACUGGCUUAAACCUGUUUCAGCAUCUGUGUAACUUGGCUCGAUUGGCUACCAGUGCCUAUGAUGGUGGCUCAAAUUCUGAGCUGUGUGGUAUGGACCAGUUUUGGGGCAUUGCAUUAAGAGCACAAUCGGGUGAUGUCAGUCGAGCAGCUAUUCAGUAUAUUAACUCCUACUACAUUAAUGGUAAAACGGGUUUGGAAAAGGAGCAAGAAUUUAUUAGCAAGUGCAUGGAAAGUCUUAUGAUAGCUUCUAGCAGUCUUGAACAAGAAUCACACUCAAGUCUCACAGUUAUAGAAAGAGGAUUACUUAUGCUGAAGACACAUCUGGAAGCAUUUAGGAGAAGGUUUGCAUAUCAUCUGAGACAGUGGCAGAUUGAGGGCACUGGUAUUAGUAGUCAUUUGAAAGCACUGAGUGACAAACAGUCUUUGCCUCUAAGGGUUGUAUGUCAGCCUGCUGGACUUCCUGACAAGAUGACUAUUGAAAUGUAUCCCAGUGACCAGGUAGCAGAUCUUAGGGCUGAAGUAACUCACUGGUAUGAAAACUUACAGAAAGAACAAAUAAAUCAGCAAGCUCAGCUACAGGAAUUUGGUCAAAGCAACAGAAAAGGAGAGUUUCCUGGUGGCCUUAUGGGGCCUGUCAGGAUGAUCUCAUCUGGACAUGAAUUAACAACAGACUAUGAUGAAAAAGCACUUCAUGAGCUUGGUUUUAAAGAUAUGCAGAUGGUAUUUGUAUCUUUGGGUGCACCAAGGAGAGAACGUAAAGGGGAAGGUGUUCAGCUGCCUGCAUCUUGCCUCCCACCCCCUCAAAAGGACAACAUUCCGAUGCUUUUGCUGUUACAAGAACCUCAUUUAACUACUCUCUUUGAUUUAUUAGAAAUGCUUGCUUCAUUUAAACCACCCUCAGGAAAAGUGGCGGUGGAUGACAGUGAGAGUUUAAAAUGUGAAGAACUUCAUCUUCAUGCAGAAAAUCUGUCAAGGCGUGUGUGGGAGUUGCUGAUGCUUCUUCCUACAUGUCCAAACAUGUUGAUGGCAUUCCAGAAUAUUUCAGAUGAACAGAGCAAUGAUGGACUUAAUUGGAAAGAACUUCUCAAAAUUAAGAGUGCUCAUAAGUUGUUAUAUGCUCUUGAAAUUAUUGAAGCACUAGGAAAACCCAACAGAAGAAUAAGGAGAGAGUCGACGGGAAGUUACAGUGAUCUUUAUCCAGAUUCCGAUGAUUCAAGUGAAGAUCAAGUGGAAAAUAGUAAAAAUUCUUGGAGUUGCAAGUUUGUUGCUGCUGGCGGGCUUCAACAGUUACUGGAAAUAUUUAAUUCUGCAAUUCUAGAGCCAAAAGAGCAGGAAUCAUGGACUGUGUGGCAGCUAGAUUGUCUUGCUUGCUUGCUGAAAUUAAUCUGCCAGUUUGCAGUAGAUCCAUCUGAUUUGGAUUUAGCUUAUCACGAUGUCUUUGCAUGGUCUGGCAUAGCUGAAAGUCACAGGAAAAGAACCUGGCCUGGAAAAUCAAGAAAAGCUACUGGUGAUCAUGCCAAGAGUCUUCAUAUACCACGAUUAACAGAGGUAAUACUCAGAAAUCAAAAUUAAAUUGUCCUAAUGAAUUCUACUUAAGUUUUAAGAAAGCUAAUGAGCCUUGUUUAUUUUUUCAUAUUUUUGUUUUACAGGGUUUUGAAAGCUCAGUCUGAUCACAGGUCUAGACAUGAAGUUUCACAUUAUUCAAUGUGGCUCUUGGUGAGCUGGGCUCAUUGCUGCUCUUUAGUGAAAUCUAGCCUUGCUGAUAGUGAUCAUUUACAAGACUGGCUGAAGAAAUUGACCCUCCUUAUUCCUGAGACUGCAGUUCGUCAUGAAUCUUGCAAUGGUCUCUAUAAGUUAUCUCUGUCAGGCCUAGAUGGAGCAGACUCAAUUCAUCGAUCUUUUCUUCUUUUGGCUGCCUCAACCUUGUUGAAAUUCCUUCCUGAUGCUCAAGCUCUCAAACCUCUAAGGAUAGAUGAUUAUGAAGAAGAACCGAUGUUAAAACCUGGAUGUAAAGAAUAUUUUUGGUUGUUAUGCAAAUUAGUGGACAACAUUCAUAUAAAGGAUGCUAGUCAGACAACACUCCUCGAUUUAGAUGCUUUGGCAAGACAUUUGGCUGACUGUAUUCGCAGUAGGGAGAUCCUUGAUCACCUAGAUGGUCAUAUAGAAGAUGAUGGGCUUUCGGGACUUCUAAGGCUUGCAACAAGUGUUAUUAAACAUAAACCACCUUUCAAGUUUUCAAGAGAAGGACAGGAAUUUUUAAGAGAUAUCUUCAAUCUUCUGUUUUUGUUGCCCAGUCUAAAGGACCGACGGCAGCCAAAGUGCAAAUCACACUCUUCAAGGGCCGCUGCGUAUGAUUUGUUGGUAGAGAUGGUAAAAGGGUCUGUUGAGAACUACAGGCUAAUACACAACUGGGUGAUGGCACAGCACAUGCAGUCCCAUGCACCUUAUAAAUGGGACUACUGGCCUCAUGAGGAUGUGCGUGCAGAAUGCCGAUUUGUAGGCUUGACUAACCUUGGAGCUACUUGUUAUUUGGCAUCCACUAUUCAGCAACUUUAUAUGAUACCUGAGGCAAGGCAAGCUGUCUUCACUGCUAAGUAUUCAGAAGAUAUGAAGCACAAAACCACUCUUUUGGAGCUUCAGAAAAUGUUUACAUAUUUAAUGGAGAGUGAGUGCAAAGCAUACAACCCUAGACCUUUCUGUAAAACAUAUACCAUGGACAAGCAGCCUCUUAAUACUGGGGAGCAGAAAGAUAUGACAGAGUUCUUUACAGAUCUGAUUACUAAAGUUGAAGAGAUGUCUCCAGAACUGAAAAAUACUGUCAAAAGCCUAUUUGGAGGUGUAAUUACAAACAAUGUUGUGUCCUUGGAUUGUGAACAUGUUAGUCAGACUGCUGAAGAGUUUUAUACUGUAAGGUGCCAGGUGGCAGAUAUGAAGAAUAUUUAUGAAUCUCUUGAUGAAGUUACUAUUAAAGACACUUUAGAAGGGGACAACAUGUACACUUGUUCUCAUUGUGGAAAGAAAGUCAGAGCUGAAAAAAGGGCAUGUUUUAAGAAAUUACCUCGUAUACUGAGUUUCAAUACUAUGAGAUACACAUUUAAUAUGGUCACAAUGAUGAAAGAGAAAGUGAAUACACACUUUUCCUUCCCUUUACGUUUGGAUAUGACACCAUACACAGAAGAUUUUCUAAUGGGAAAGAGUGACAGAAAAGAUGGUUUUAAAGAAGUCAACGACCAUUCCAAAGACACAGAAAGCUAUGAGUAUGACUUAAUUGGAGUGACCGUUCAUACAGGAACAGCAGAUGGUGGGCAUUACUAUAGUUUCAUCAGAGACAUAGUCAAUCCACAUGCUUAUAGAAACAAUAAGUGGUAUCUUUUUAAUGAUGCUGAGGUAAAACCUUUUGAUUCUGCUCAACUUGCCUCUGAAUGCUUUGGUGGUGAGAUGACGACAAAAACCUAUGAUUCGGUUACAGAUAAAUUUAUGGAUUUCUCCUUUGAGAAGACACAUAGUGCAUAUAUGCUGUUUUACAAACGCAUGGAACCAGAGGAAGAAAAUGGCAGAGAAUACAAAUUUGAUGUUUCAUCAGAGUUACUAGAGUGGAUUUGGCAUGAUAACAUGCAAUUUUUACAAGACAAAAACAUUUUUGAACACACUUACUUUGGGUUCAUGUGGCAGCUGUGCAGUUGUAUUCCAAGUACAUUACCAGAUCCUAAAGCUGUGUCCCUAAUGACAGCAAAGUUAAGUACUUCUUUUGUUUUAGAGACAUUUAUUCAUUCAAAAGAGAAGCCAACAAUGCUUCAGUGGAUUGAACUACUGACCAAACAGUUUAAUAAUAGUCAAGCAGCCUGUGAGUGGUUUUUAGACCGCAUGGCUGAUGAUGACUGGUGGCCGAUGCAGAUACUAAUUAAAUGUCCUAAUCAAAUUGUGAGACAGAUGUUUCAGCGUUUAUGUAUCCAUGUGAUUCAGAGAUUGAGACCUGUGCAUGCCCAUCUCUAUCUACAGCCAGGAAUGGAAGAUGGGUCAGAUGAUAUGGAUGCCUCAGUAGAAGAUAUUGGUGGUCGUUCAUGUGUCACUCGUUUUGUUAGAACUCUGUUGUUAAUUAUGGAACAUGGUGUAAAACCUCACAGCAAACAUCUUACAGAGUAUUUAGCUUUCCUUUAUGAAUUUGCCAAGAUGGGUGAAGAAGAGAGCCAGUUUCUGCUUUCAUUGCAAGCCAUAUCUACAAUGGUUCAUUUCUAUAUGGGAACCAAAGGACCUGAAAAUCCUCAAGUUGAAGUAUUGUCAGAGGAAGAAGGGGAAGAAGAGGAAGAAGAAGAAGAUAUACUCUCUCUGGCAGAAGAAAAGUACAGACCCGCUGCCCUUGAAAAGAUGAUAGCUUUAGUUGCUCUUUUGGUUGAACAGUCUCGCUCAGAAAGGCAUUUGACAUUAUCACAGACUGACAUGGCUGCAUUAACAGGAGGAAAGGGAUUUCCCUUCUUAUUUCAACAUAUUCGUGAUGGCAUCAAUAUAAGACAAACUUGUAAUCUAAUUUUUAGUCUGUGUCGAUAUAAUAAUCGACUUGCGGAACAUAUUGUAUCUAUGCUUUUCACUUCAAUAGCAAAGUUGACGCCUGAGGCAGCCAAUCCUUUCUUUAAAUUGUUGACCAUGCUAAUGGAAUUUGCUGGUGGACCUCCAGGAAUGCCUCCUUUUGCAUCCUACAUUCUGCAAAGGAUAUGGGAGGUUAUUGAAUACAAUCCUUCUCAGUGUCUGGACUGGUUGGCAGUGCAGACACCCCGAAAUAAGCUGGCACACAGCUGGGUUCUUCAGAAUAUGGAAAAUUGGGUCGAGCGAUUUCUUUUGGCUCACAAUUAUCCUAGAGUCAGGACUUCUGCAGCUUAUCUUCUGGUGUCCCUUAUACCAAGCAAUUCAUUCCGCCAGAUGUUCCGGUCAACAAGGUCUUUGCACAUCCCAACCCGUGACCUUCCACUCAGUCCAGACACAACAGUAGUCCUACAUCAGGUCUACAACGUGCUACUUGGUUUGCUCUCAAGAGCCAAACUUUAUGUUGAUGCUGCUGUUCAUGGCACUACAAAGCUAGUGCCCUAUUUUAGCUUUAUGACUUACUGUUUAAUUUCCAAAACUGAGAAGCUGAUGUUUUCCACAUAUUUCAUGGAUUUGUGGAACCUUUUCCAGCCUAAGCUUUCUGAGCCAGCAAUAGCUACAAAUCACAAUAAACAGGCUUUGCUUUCAUUUUGGUACAAUGUGUGUGCUGACUGUCCAGAGAAUAUCCGCCUUAUUGUUCAAAACCCAGUGGUAACCAAGAACAUUGCCUUCAAUUACAUCCUUGCUGACCAUGAUGAUCAGGAUGUGGUGCUUUUUAACCGUGGGAUGCUGCCUGCCUACUACGGCAUUCUGAGGCUCUGCUGUGAGCAAUCGCCUGCAUUUACUCGACAACUGGCUUCUCACCAGAACAUCCAAUGGGCCUUUAAGAAUCUUACACCACAUGCCAGCCAGUACCCUGGAGCUGUGGAAGAACUGUUUAACUUAAUGCAGCUAUUUAUAGCUCAGAGGCCAGACAUGCGAGAAGAGGAAAUAGAAGAUAUUAAGCAGUUUAAGAAAACAACUAUAAGCUGUUAUUUACGUUGCUUAGAUGGUCGCUCUUGUUGGACUACUUUAAUAAGUGCCUUCAGAAUACUAUUAGAGUCUGAUGAAGACAGACUUCUUGUGGUAUUUAAUCGAGGGUUAAUCCUGAUGACUGAGUCUUUCAACACGCUGCACAUGAUGUAUCAUGAAGCUACAGCUUGCCAUGUGACUGGAGACUUAGUAGAACUUCUGUCAAUAUUUCUCUCCGUUUUGAAGUCUACACGCCCAUAUCUUCAGAGAAAAGAUGUGAAGCAGGCAUUAAUCCAGUGGCAGGAGAGAAUUGAAUUUGCCCAUAAACUUCUAACCCUUCUUAAUUCCUAUAGCCCUCCAGAACUAAGAAAUGCUUGCAUAGAUGUCCUCAAGGAACUUGUUCUUUUGAGUCCCCAUGAUUUUCUUCAUACUCUGGUUCCCUUCCUGCAACACAACCAUUGUACUUACCAUCACAGUAAUAUCCCAAUGUCUCUUGGACCUUAUUUCCCUUGUCGAGAAAAUAUCAAGCUAAUAGGAGGGAAAAGCAAUAUUCGGCCUCCGCGCCCUGAACUCAAUAUGUGCCUCUUGCCCACAAUGGUGGAAACCAGUAAGGGCAAAGAUGACGUUUAUGAUCGUAUGCUGCUAGACUACUUCUUUUCUUAUCAUCAGUUCAUCCAUCUAUUAUGCCGAGUUGCAAUCAACUGUGAAAAAUUUACUGAAACAUUAGUUAAGCUGAGUGUCCUGGUUGCCUAUGAAGGCUUGCCACUUCAUCUUGCACUGUUCCCCAAACUUUGGACUGAGCUGUGCCAGACUCAGUCCACUAUGUCAAAAAACUGCAUCAAGCUUCUGUGUGAAGAUCCUGUUUUUGCAGAGUAUAUUAAAUGUAUCCUAAUGGAUGAAAGAACUUUCCUAAAUAACAAUAUUGUCUACACAUUCAUGACACAUUUCCUUUUAAAGGUUCAAAGUCAAGUGUUUUCAGAAGCAAACUGUGCUAGUUUGAUCAGCACUCUUAUCACAAACUUGAUAAAUCAGUAUCAAAACCUACAAUCAGAUUUUACCAACCGUGUUGAAAUUUCAAAAGCAAGUGCUUCCUUAAAUGGGGACCUGAGGGCACUUGCUUUGCUCCUGUCAGUACACACUCCCAAACAGUUAAACCCAGCUCUGAUCCCAACUCUGCAAGAGCUUCUGAGCAAAUGUAGGACCUGUCUGCAGCAGAGACACUCACUCCAAGAGCAAGAAGCCAAAGAAAGAAAAACUAAAGAUGAUGAAGGGGCAACUCCUGUUAAAAGAAGGCGUGUGAGCAGCGAUGAGGAGCACACUGUAGACAGCUGCAUUGGCGACAUAAAAACAGAUACCAGGGAGGUCCUGACCCCCACUAGCACCUCAGACAAUGAGACAAGAGACUCAUCCAUUAUUGAUCCAGGGACGGAGCAAGACCUUCCUUCCCCUGAAAAUGGCUCUGUCAAAGAGUAUCGGAUGGAAGGCCUAUCUUCGUUUUCAGAAGAUGGGUCACAUAUCCGGUCGCAGCAUGCAGAGGAACAGUCAAACAGUGGCAGGUUUGAUGACUGUAAAGAGUUUAAAGACCUUCACUGUUCCAAGGAUACUACACUAGCUGAAGAUGAAUCCGAAUUCCCUUCUACUUCCAUCUCCGCAGUUUUAUCUGACUUAGCUGAUUUGAGAAGCUGUGAUGGUCAAGCUUUGUCCUCCCAGGAUCCUGAAGCUGCUUUAUCACUCAGUUGUGGCCAUUCCAGAGGCCUCUUUAGUCACGUGCAGCAACACGACAUUUUAGAUACCCUAUGUAGGACCAUUGAAUCAACAAUCCAUGUGGUCACAAGGAUAUCUGGCAAAGGAAAUCAAGCUGCUUCUUGACAUUAGAUGUGGCAUGUCUACUUUCAAGUGCCCCUCCCCCUUGCCGUUUGUCUAAAUUUUGCUUAUUUGUUUUGUGCUUCAGUUUGUCCAGUGCUCUCUGCUUGAAUGGCAAGAUAGAUUUAUAGGCUUAAUUCUUGGUCAGGCAGAACUCCAGAUGAGAAAACCUUGCAUCUUCUGUAUACUUUCUAAAGGGCAAUCAGAUAAUGGAUAUGUUUUAUGUAAUUAAGAGUUCACUGUAGUGGCUUUCAUUUAAUAAGGCUUUCUGGGAGAAUCAGGGCUCUGACCCUGUACAAUGUAAUUUAAACUUACAGCAUUUUUACUGUGUAUAAUAUGGUGUCCUCUGUGCCAGUUUUGUACCUUAAAAUAAGAGAGGCAGAUUGCCUCUGAUCGCUGUGGUUCUUAUUAUCAAAAUUAAGUUUACUUGUAUACGGAACAACCACAAGAAAUUUGAUUCUGUAAAGAAUCCUCUUUAGCUGUGGCCUGGCAGUAUAUAAAUGGUGCUUUAUUUAACAGAAUACCUGUGGAGGAAAUAAAGCACACUUGAUGUAAAAAUAACUGUUUUAUUUUUAUUGAAAUGACUGCCUCUUCUGUGUACUUAAACUGACUGUGAUGCCUUUGUUACAUAAGUUGUUUCAGUUCCCUCGGACGACAGCCAGCCCAUGAGCAGACUGAAGACAGGAAGCAUAUAGCCUUCUGCUUUGCUGUUUGAGAAGUCCCUCAGCAGUCCAAAACAGGAACUGACCAUGUGGAUGUCUCACCAAGGAAAGCCAGAAAAGCGUAACAAUGCAGCCAACUAGCCCUCACCACAACACCACUCCUAAGAACUACAUCUUGAAAACUGGAGUAGAAUAAAAGAAUAGUAUAACAUGC